Dibothriocephalus latus is the source of this 351-nucleotide messenger RNA. The record is from the annotation of a GenBank genome assembly. Lineage: Eukaryota; Metazoa; Platyhelminthes; Cestoda; Diphyllobothriidea; Diphyllobothriidae.
AUGUGUGUGUUGUCCAUUAAGAUGCCCGUUGUCUUUGUAAAAAAUACUGCUUCAUACGCCUGGAAGCUGGCUCUCAUCCGUAGCCAAUUCAGUGACGACCGAAGACACCGAGCAUGCACCUGUGCGGACAAGUCUGGCAUCUGUUCCUGCGCCCGCCGAAGCACAGGUGAUCUGGGUAUCGACGUUCCAGAACGUAUGGAGUACCGCCAUUCUGCUGCAGCUGGCCGCAUUGGUUGUCUAAGCAGUCAGGCUCUGGAAGAGGAUGUACAACGUGGCGGCGUUGUCAGCCGAUAUGGCGGAUCCACACCAACCAGUGAUCGUCCUCCAAUCAUGCGUCAUUACACCAAUUAG